Molecule: messenger RNA, 2576 nt
Organism: Sebastes umbrosus (honeycomb rockfish)
Lineage: Eukaryota; Metazoa; Chordata; Actinopteri; Perciformes; Sebastidae
Gene: slc35f1
Product: solute carrier family 35 member F1
Exons: 8
Coding region: 317-1474 (385 amino acids)
Biological process (GO): transmembrane transport
Cellular component (GO): membrane
Molecular function (GO): transmembrane transporter activity
Source: RefSeq, a predicted model, not a curated record
GGAGGCUGUCUGGGUGAGAGGACGACACCUGCUGGUAGAAACCAGCUCCUCCUCCAUGUUAAACACACGAUCUGCUUCUGAAUCCAGUCUAGUCUGUGAUCGGAGAGGAGGGACGGGCAGACCUGCAGCAGACUGAUCCACCACAGCCACAACCACACCGGUACGCACUGCUCUGCUGAGUGUUCACACCUGAACCGGACCACCGCACGGACACGGAGACCAGGAGGGUCCGCUGGGGUGAGCCUGCUCCUCCGCCUCCUCCUCCUCCUCCUCCUCCUCCUCACAAUGCGCUGAUCUGGUCUCAGUGUGUGUGAGGAUGAUGUCUGUGGUCUCCACAGUGGAGAGCCUCCCCAGAGGGACCGGCACCCCGGAGCCCAGCCUCAUCCAGCGGAUCAGGAGGCUCCUAACCAGGGACCUGUUGGUGACCCUGGCCCUGGGUCAGGUCCUGUCCUUGUUAAUCUGUGCCAUCAGUCUGAUCAGCAAGUACCUGGCUGAUGACUUCCACGCCAACACGCCGGUGUUCCAGAGCUUCCUCAACUACAUCCUGCUGUUUCUGGUCUACACCACCACGCUGGCAGUCAGGCAAGGGGAUGGGAACCUGCUGGCCAUUCUGAAGCAGCGCUGGUGGAAAUACAUGAUUCUGGGUUUGAUAGACAUCGAGGCCAACUAUCUGGUGCUUAAAGCUUACCAGUACACUACGCUCUCCAGUGUACAGCUGUUGGACUGUUUUGCCAUCCCGGUGGUCCUGCUGCUGUCCUGGUUCUUUCUUUUGGUGAGGUACAAGGCCGUCCACUUUGUCGGGGCGGGACUGUGUCUGCUGGGUGUCGGCUGCAUGGUGGGAGCUGACGUCCUGCUCGGCCGGCAGCAAGGCCUCGGAGAGCAGAAGCUGUUUGGGGACCUUUUGGUUCUGGGAGGAGCGACGCUGUACGGGAUCUCCAACGUCUGUGAGGAGUUCAUCGUGAAGAACCUGAGCCGCGUGGAGUUCCUUGGCAUGAUGGGACUCUUCGGAUCCUUCUUCAGCGGCAUCCAGCUGGCCAUCAUGGAACACAAGGAGCUGCUGAGGGUCCCCUGGGACUGGCAGAUAGGUCUGUUGUACGUUGGUUUCAGUGCCUUCAUGUUCGGCCUGUACAGCUUCAUGCCGGUGGUGCUGAAGAGAACGAGCGCCACCGCGGUCAAUCUCUCUCUGCUCACAGCCGACCUGUACAGCUUCUUCUGUGGCCUCUUCCUCUUCCACUACAAGUUCUCGGGCCUCUAUCUGUUGUCUUUCUUCAUCAUUAUCUUGGGCCUGGUCCUUUACUUCACCUCGUCUACCUACGUGGCCCAGGACCCGCGAGUCUACAAGCAGUUCAGGAACACAGGCGGCCAGUCGGCCAGCGACCAGCCUCCACUCGGUACCGGAGUCAUGGAGCCCUCCGUCACCUACACCAGCCUGGGCCCCGAGGCGGGGGACGAGCUUCCUGUACGCGUCGCCUAAGAUCUAAAGGAGGGAGUUUAACGUGUCAGGCAGGUGGAUCAGUGAGUCAGCCGCCGCCCCCGCCUCCAGGUUCUGCCCACCCCCCUUGUAUACAAAGAAAUAGUGCUGGCUGUAACCCGGUCUGCUGAGCAGGGCAGCUGGGGGAUCGCCCAGGUAGGUCCAGGUUUUCAUUUUUAUGGCCUGUACUGGGGGACGGAGACUCCACCUGCACAGUGACCAAAUUCAUGUACUGUAUCUGGAAAAUGAAUGAGCAGAAUGUCAUUAAAACAAAUAGCAGAGUGAGUGAAACUGUUGAGUUCACUGUGAUCAGAGACUGUGAGUAGACAGUAGUGACUCAUUGUUCAUGUAAAUAGAUGGUAUUGUAAUUCGACUGUAUUUAAUCUGCUUUCUUUUUAUAUCCGUCAAGAAGGUCUGUGCUUAACACCUGUGUAUAUGUUAAAGUUGUAUUCAUUUCAUUUCUUAUUAUCUGAUUGGAAUCUACAGUGUUUCUAAAUCCACCUGCUCAAAUAUCAAUGAGCUUAGUAGGUGAUACACAGACUGGAAGCAGUGGGACAAGUUCAUCGAGUUCAUUUACCGACUUUGUGUCACACAAAGCUACGCUGGUAUGUAAAUACUACAUCAGCUACUGGAGGUUUGUCCUUUGUAUUUUUUCACAUGAUGGAUAUUUUAUAGGCUGGUACAAAUAUAGUUUUCCAGUAUUCUGUAUUUACCCUCCAGAAUGUCAUUCUGACAGCGUGAAGAAGACUUUCAAACAAGCAUUUAGACCUUCGUCUUGAGAAAUAGAAUUUACGGAAAAUAAAUGAAUGAACUGAUAAAAAAAUCUAAAUAAUGAAAAAAUUAGAGACUUUACUUUUGGGAGUCUGGUCAGGUGGUGGGGUGAGGUCUUAAUAAUAAUAAGGUAAUUAUUAUUUUGUACCCAUGCCUGACAAUAGAAGAUUUGGCUAUAAUGAAAUGCAGUCAGUGAUCAGGAAGUUUAUUAUGUUGCUGUGUGUUUUAAAGGUCCAGUGUGUAGCAUUCAGGGGGAUCUAUUGGCAGAAAUGGAAUAAAAUACUAGGGCUGUUUAAGUUAACGUGGUAAUAACGCGUUAAUGCAAAUUUGUUUU